Aspergillus ruber CBS 135680 is the source of this 1270-nucleotide messenger RNA. Its product is annotated as orotate phosphoribosyltransferase. The record is from RefSeq and is a predicted model, not a curated record. Bases 295 to 1044 code for a protein of 249 amino acids. Gene Ontology annotation, cellular component: cytoplasm. Gene Ontology annotation, molecular function: orotate phosphoribosyltransferase activity. The transcript has a single exon. Gene Ontology annotation, biological process: 'de novo' pyrimidine nucleobase biosynthetic process; pyrimidine ribonucleoside biosynthetic process; pyrimidine nucleotide biosynthetic process. Lineage: Eukaryota; Fungi; Ascomycota; Eurotiomycetes; Eurotiales; Aspergillaceae.
GAAUGUUUAUGAUCUAAUUCUCGUAGCUAUACACCUUACUUGAAUAUAGAGUGAAUGCGCAUAGACAUACCGUGCUAAUGGCGGAGAGCGUCGCAAAGCCCCUCAUUCCUCUGCGAUACCGGAUGGGGAAAUCCAGAAAAAAAUCUCACGGAACUGCCUCUUGAUCUUCAAUUCACCACUGUCACGGCUCUACCCCCACAACUGUCUUGAUUACUCUACUCCUCAUUCGCCCUUGGCCUCUUCUUUGAGCAACGACCGGAAGUUCCUCGUCUACGAAAAGAAAAAGCCCACACUAUGUCGGCCGCAACCAUCCCUCCCCCCGCGGCGGACCAGGACUACAAGGCGACGCUGCUCCCGCUCCUGAUGUCCAACAAUGUCCUCUCCUUCGGAUCCUACGUGUUGAAGUCCGGCCGCGAAUCUCCCUACUUCUUCACUUCGUCGCUCUUGCACACGGCCCCAUUGCUCCGCGCGACCUCCGCCGCCUACGCCAGCGUCCUGGCUGCUGAACCCUUCGUCAGCACCGCUGUUGAUGGCACCAAGACUCCGAACUUCGAUAUCGUCUUCGGUCCUGCCUACAAGGGUAUUCCUAUUUGCGCCGCUGUGGUGAACGAGUUGGCUGUGCGGGACUCGCUGUCCCCCUCACCCAAGGGAACCUGGGAUAACGUCAGCUACUCUUUCAACCGCAAAGAGGCCAAGGCGCACGGCGAGGGAGGAAACAUUGUCGGUGCUCCAUUGAAGGGCAAGCGGGUGGUCAUCGUCGACGAUGUCAUCACCGCAGGUACUGCGCUGCGCGAGGCCGUGGGUAUAAUUGAGAAGGAGGGAGGUAUUGUGUCGGGCGUUGUCAUCCUGCUGGAUCGGGAGGAGAGAGUCAGUGACGCUGAAUCCAAGAGCGCUGUUGGUGUUGCCCAGAGAGACUUGGGUGAGAACAUCCCCAUCCGCGCGGUCAUUGGUCUCCACGACUUGAUCGAGAAGUUGGGUAAUCAGAUUGGAGAGGGCGAGGUGCAGCGGCUGAAGGACUAUCGGGCUCGUUAUGGAGCGGAGUAAACUCCAUUAUUAUUCUCUACAUGUCUCUGAGGAUGAUCAAGAAAAUGAUACCAAUGAAUUGCAUAUUUUCGUAUUGUCACAUUCAGAAGGCAAAGCGGCUUUCGAGGUAGUGAUAGGUCCUGUCUCCUAAGCUUUUGCAUGCACAUGAUGCUGUCUAGAAGUACUUCAUGUGGAUUCGUAGACAAGUGGGUUUGGAUAAAUGCUAAUUGGACUGUUAUCAAAGCAG